CUGUCCACUGGCAAUUUAUCUCCUUUUUCUUCCCGUUUCUGGAAGCCUUUUCCUGCCCUUUCUGUUGCAGCCAUUGCCCCGUACGAGUAUCCGUACAGUAUACUACGUUUCUCCAUAUGUCGUCUCUCGGGUCCAUCCUUUGACAAACACGUUGUCGCCUUCACCGUGAUCUAGAAACACCAACCCCCCCCCAUCGCUCUAUUCCUCGCCCAUGUUUCCGCGCGCAAGAGAGCCGAAAGACCCGAUGGGGCCCCUUCCUAUCCUCAUCCCAGCUCUCUUCUUGUUCUUCCUCCUCCACAGCGCUAAACCCCCAGAGAAUCGUGGGACCUGUUCGCGCCCUGGGUCUCCGUUUCAGCAUCUAAUUGUCAAUGAUUGGAUUACUAGGUUAUCCGUAGGUCAUCGACGACCAAAGCCUCAUCUAUCCAUGGCUGGCCUCCCUUCGCCCCUGCAGAAAGCCUUAGCGUGAAGGGGAAACGAGAGGCGAGUCUGGAACCUGGCGACGAAACGCUUGACCGCUUUCGUGGUCGAAGCCUAUCUGUUCAUCAAACUGUUGAUCCAACGACCGAAGAACUGACAAAGAUUCGCAAUGUCCACACCGCAGGUUCGGCAUCUUCCAGGAAACCCACUCUAACGAUCAUGUCAACUCCUCUGAAGUUCUGAUCGAUUGGAAAUCGAUUCCCCUUCCCCCUCGUUGCCCACCCGUUCCGCUAUUUUCUCCAACUUUGGGUCUCCCGCACCGACGGAAUGCCCGAGGGCAGGGCCUCACCGCAUGCCCUCGCUUGUCGAUGAAGCCCGAAAACAAGCAAACAUGCCCUCGCUGUCAAGCAGGGUCCUUCAAGCAGGGUCUUCGGCACAACUUGAUUGAUAUCCUACUUCACUGGCCUAGGAUGGUCGAGGGAAGAGUGUUCCUUGAUGUUUGGGUGUGACGUGUCUGUGCCGCCGGGCUUCUCGAAGCCCGGCAAGAUGCUUCUUCUACACGGCUUCUUCCCUGCGUGCCCGCCUGCAGACGUGUUUCUUUGCUUCUUCACACCUGUUACGCGCAUGCGGCACGUUUCGCGACUCUGACAAAAAAAAAAAAAGGAUUUGCGCGACGGGGAGCAAUCUUCACCGCCGACCCUCGUUUCUCACGGGCUGUCCUGUCGAAGUUCGUUCCGUGAGUUCGUAAGAGUGAGAACCCGUCUUGAGCGAGUGUUGCCCGCCCACAAGGUCCCUUGACAUACCGCGUCGAGAUGUACUCCGUACACGAAGGUAAUGAGCGCUUGACUCGCACUCAUCUCUGUCGUCUGUACGAAUACCCUCCCGUCUGCUCGCAAAAAGAAAGCAAUCAAUAGCGAGUUAUUGUAUUGUUGGUCGUACGAGGGCUUGAGCGCAGCUUCAGCCUUUUGUAUUGAGAUAAGCUUCUCUCCGUUCCUAAAAGAGGCAUCAUUCGGCCAAAAAGGGCAAUUGGGGUUCCCUUUCCUGUGGAUUCGGAAUAUUGAUGUCAAAAAGUGCCCGC
Colletotrichum phormii is the source of this 1495-nucleotide messenger RNA. RefSeq lists its product as uncharacterized. The transcript has a single exon. Lineage: Eukaryota; Fungi; Ascomycota; Sordariomycetes; Glomerellales; Glomerellaceae. The record is from RefSeq and is a predicted model, not a curated record. The coding region runs from base 212 to 466 and encodes 84 amino acids.